This is a messenger RNA of Eucalyptus grandis, 764 nucleotides long. Its product is annotated as non-specific lipid transfer protein GPI-anchored 19. Gene Ontology annotation, biological process: lipid transport. Lineage: Eukaryota; Viridiplantae; Streptophyta; Magnoliopsida; Myrtales; Myrtaceae. Bases 61 to 603 code for a protein of 180 amino acids. The transcript is spliced from 3 exons. Gene Ontology annotation, molecular function: lipid binding. The record is from RefSeq and is a predicted model, not a curated record.
CCAAUUGCCCAACACAUUUAACCCAAACCCAAACCCAAACCCAAACCUAAACCCCAGGAUAUGAAGAUCAUGAUGGGCCUAGCUCUCUUCGCCGUACUCGCCGCCUUGCUUGCCCGGCCAGGCUCGGCGCAGUCGACGUCUGGCUGCACGCAGGUGCUCAUGACGAUGACCCCCUGCCUGAACUACGUCACGGGGAACUCCUCUGCGCCCUCUGCGACCUGCUGCUCAUCGCUCGGCUCCAUCGUCCAGUCGCGGCCACAGUGCCUCUGCCUGCUCCUGAACGGGGCCAUGUCGUCGGCUGGCUACAACAUCAACCAGACGCUUGCCCUUGCGCUUCCCGGCGCGUGCAACGUGAAGACCCCAUCGGCGAGCAUAUGCAACGCACUGUCUCCCUCCGGUGCUCCAACAACAAGUCCCCCUGCAGACAGCAACACACCUUCUGCACCAGCAGCAUCGUCAACUCCAACACUUCCUUCUGAAAAAUCAGGGUCAAAGACUACACCAACCACCACAAGUGGAAGCAAAAGCAUUGGAGUGUCCCUUGGCUCUCUGCUCUUCGCCCUCAUUUUGGCUUUGUUCGGAUCGAAUCUCUUCAAAUUCUAGAACGAGAAAUCUUAUUGAAUAGGACUAUGUCCUGUCUGUAAUUUUCAGCCUAUGGAGUGAGAGUUUUGGGUUCCAUGUUUUGUUCCAUAUGUGUUAGAUGAAUUACAUUAUGGCGCGUACUUUAUUGCUACGUCAAGAUCAGGGUAGUUUUCUGCGGCAAA